Molecule: messenger RNA, 1040 nt
Organism: Terrapene triunguis (Three-toed box turtle)
Lineage: Eukaryota; Metazoa; Chordata; Testudines; Emydidae
Product: acidic leucine-rich nuclear phosphoprotein 32 family member B
Exons: 6
Coding region: 245-883 (212 amino acids)
Biological process (GO): regulation of apoptotic process
Cellular component (GO): nucleus
Molecular function (GO): histone binding
Source: RefSeq, a predicted model, not a curated record
AUCUUAAAUCGGUCCCACUCAGGAGUUUGAUCUUAAUGGGUUAAUUCGGUAGGUUAAUACAAAUUGAUUUUAAGAGCUGAGAGACUCCAGCAGUUUUAAGUGACAAUGAUGGCUCCUUGUGCCAGCUCCUGAGUGUUUCUCCUUCCUUCUCUAGGUGAAGGAGCUGGUGCUGGAUAACUGCCGCUCGGACGAUGGGAAGAUCGUCGGCCUUUCCUCGGACUUUGAAAAUCUGGAGUUCCUCAGCAUGAUCAACGUCAACCUGCUGUCUGUCUCCAAUCUCCCCAAGCUCCACAAGCUCCGCAAGCUGGAGCUGAGCGAUAACCGGAUCUCCGGUGGCCUUGAAGUUCUAGCGGAGAGGACCCCUAACCUGACCCACUUGAAUCUAAGUGGCAACAAGAUCAAGGACAUCAACACCCUGGAGCCCCUGAAGAAACUGCCGAAUCUGCAUAGCCUGGACCUCUUCAACUGUGAGGUGACAAUGCUGAUCAACUACCGGGAGAGCAUGUUUGCCCUUCUGCCCCAGCUCACCUACUUGGAUGGGUUUGAUGCCGAUGACCAGGAGGCCCCUGACUCAGACCCUGAAGCAGAUGGUGAUGGGCUGGAUGAUGAAUAUGAUGAGAACGGAGAAGAAGGUGAGGAAGAGGAUGACGAUGAGGAAGAUGAGUUGGAUGAGGAAGUCAUUGAUGACGAGGAGGAGGAUGAAGAUGAUCUGGAAGGUGAAGAGGAAGAAGAUGGAGUCGAUGAUGAGGAGGAAGAGGAUGAGGAGGAUGAAGAUGACGACGAAGGUGAGGAGGACCUUCCACAGGGAGAGAAGAGAAAACGAGAUCUAGAGGAUGAGGGAGAGGAAGAUCCAGAAGAUGAAGAGGAUGAGGAGGAUGACUGAUAAUCCUAGCGAGCCAAUCAGUUUUACGGACUAUGACUGUGCUUGUCCUAACCUCCCCAUUGUGUCCAUGUGAGACUGUAAAUCCCCCUCUCCUGGCCCCUCCCCCUUUUGUAUGGCUGCAGUGUCCACAAUAUAUUUUUUUAAGACGUAGAAUACA